Acanthoscelides obtectus is the source of this 504-nucleotide messenger RNA. The record is from the annotation of a GenBank genome assembly. NCBI's taxonomy places the organism in Eukaryota, Metazoa, Arthropoda, Insecta, Coleoptera, Chrysomelidae.
AUUUGCUGUACCAUUUAUAAAUGGCUUGCUCAAACAUGUUUCUGAAUAACUUACUCAAAUACCGAAACUUCUCAUCAACGAAACGCUACUUUGCGGGCGGAAAGGUGAUAUUUUCAAAACAGAAGGCAACCGCCUCUUCUUCAUCUACUUCCAUUCCUGCGGUCCAAGGACUGUCCAAAGCAUGUGUGAACGUUCCUAAUCAACCCGUUGGACCCGGUGCCGCAAAAAACACGGGUUACAAGAACCCAGAAUACUUCUGCUAUGACAAGACCAGUUACUUCGAAGCAGAAAUCGAAAUGUUGAACUACAGAUGCCCCCAACCUUCAAAAUUUGUACCUUAUUUUCAAGAUAAGAAGUAAUGAGAUGGUUAUAUCUAAAAGCAUAGUGUGAAUGUAAAUAGCAUAUUUAUUUAACAAUAAAAUUGUAGAUUAAUGGUUUUCACAUUGUUCUAUGGUCUGUAUCGAUUUUUGAUAAUUCACUGCAAGUCCCUUGUUGUUCAUGCAG